CACUUUUGUUUGAGACUCUCCCUCCUUAUCUACCAAAAUCCCAAACAAACACAGAAGAAAAAGAAAUUGUAUUGGCGGGUUUACAGCUAUGGAGGUGGUGAUUCCAGCUUCUACCAUGGAUUUCAACAAUCCAACUACGCCCAAACGUUUUGGUGACUACUUCUUCAGUGCUCCGAGCAGCCCAUCACGCAUCUCCGGGCUUUACCGAGAUUGCAACGAGUAUGAUCGCCAUGAAAGCAGCGAAGCGAGUGCCAUCAGGGAGGAGCAGGAGGAGGAGGGGGACGGUUUCGCGUUUAAUUUCAGUGAAGAGUUGGAGAGGAGCUCUCGCUCCGCCGAUGAGCUCUUCGAUGGUGGAAAAAUCCGGCCUUUGAAGCCCCCAACUCAGCUGCAACUGGGCAGGAAAGUGGACCCGUACACAGCGCCUAACAGCCCACCUUUGUCUCCCAAUUCGGGCAGAUCUUACGGGAUGAAGACGAUUCUGGGUGCACUUUCGCCGAGACGAAAGAAAGACUCCGACAGGGCGGUGAUGGCUGCUGAUAACAGUACUCGAAAGAAAACAGAGCAGCAGAGGGGAAGAGAGAGAAAUACAGACUCACCAUCUUCGAAUUCAGGGCGAAGAGCGACAAGGUCCCUCUCUCCUUUCAGGGUCUCCGAGUUUCCAUGGGAAGAAGAUCAAGAAGAAGAAGAAAAGACUCGGAAUGACAUAAAACAAUCGUCUCUGAAUCCGAAGGCUACGCUUUCGUCGACGUCAUCUUCUUCGAAGAGUUCUAAGAAAUGGAGACUGAGGGACUUUCUGCUGUUUCGGAGCGCCUCGGAAGGACGAGCAAGAGACAAGGAUCCUUUCCUGAAGUUUUUGUACAAAAAACACGAAGACGUAAAGAACUCGAGCUUCCGCUCCACGGCCAGUUCUGGUUCAGUCUCCAGGUCGAGAAGAGGGCCACCAGUUUCGGCUCACGAGCUGCAUUACACUAUGAACAGAGCCAUGUCGGAAGAUUUGAAGAAGAAAACUUUCUUGCCAUACAAACAGGGGAUUCUGGGCCUCUUGCACUUUCAUAAAUGAUGAAUCUACAUAGAUUUUUUCAGAGAUUUUUUCUAUUUCUGUUGUAAAAAUUAAGAGUUAUUUGUUCCUAUAAACGAAGAACAUCACAUGAACGCCCUCUUUUUCUUUAAUUUUUACGAGCAUGAUUGGAUUGCCAUGUAGUAGGUAUACACUCAUGGAUAUAAUGUAACAAAGUGCCUAGAAUUUUCCAAUGUUUUCAAAUUGUUGGUACAUGACAGAAUUGUAUCAAAUUUGAAGGGAUGAAGGCAUAGCCAGUUGGCUCUCCCCAGUGUUGGCAGGUUGGUUAAUUAGGGGUACCAUCUUCCAACCUAGGAGUAAGGUUGGGUUUGGAUGGUAAAAUAUUUUCAGAAUACUUUAUAAUUAUUUAUUAUUUUA
Messenger RNA from Carya illinoinensis, 1435 nucleotides. RefSeq lists its product as uncharacterized. The coding region runs from base 89 to 1060 and encodes 323 amino acids. The transcript has a single exon. Lineage: Eukaryota; Viridiplantae; Streptophyta; Magnoliopsida; Fagales; Juglandaceae. The record is from RefSeq and is a predicted model, not a curated record.